This is a messenger RNA of Haliotis rubra (blacklip abalone), 3015 nucleotides long. RefSeq names its product myeloperoxidase-like. The transcript has 14 exons. NCBI's taxonomy places the organism in Eukaryota, Metazoa, Mollusca, Gastropoda, Lepetellida, Haliotidae. The record is from RefSeq and is a predicted model, not a curated record. Bases 138 to 2672 code for a protein of 844 amino acids. Gene Ontology annotation, molecular function: peroxidase activity; heme binding. Gene Ontology annotation, biological process: response to oxidative stress.
CCCCAGACACGGAUAAGCAACGAUGAGAAGCGUGAGCAAUCUGAUUGGCGUUCACAGUGAUAUAAAUCCCCAUGACGCAAGCGAAAGGCUAAAAAGAAGACAACUACAUACAAGAGUUGAUCUCUCUGAGAACCACAAUGCUGAAGCCGGCAGUGCUUAUUUCACAGCUGAUUCUGUUGCUGAUGGUAGCAAACUCUGAUGCAGCAUUGUCCUCCCUGGAAGUCCAAGCUGCGAGCGUCAACCUUAAUGCAGCCAAACAGCAAGCUGCUCUUUCCCAGGCCGAAGUUCAGCUUGAGGCGGAACAGAGUCAAGAAAGUUCCUUUCAGGAGUUAGACCAAGCGGCAUCUGAACCCGGCUCUACAACUGAUCAGCUCAACCAGUUCACAUUCUCAUCACCUGAGAGCAUAGAGAAGGGAAACAAUCAUCGUAUCAAUGUCCUCCAAGCUUCACAGUUGCUGAAGGCGGCGAACGUGUCCGGAGCAGCUGUUCCAUCGGUGCUGAAGAGUGGUUUCGGUUCAAAGCUCAACUGCGGUUCCAACGUAAAGUGUAGCACGUCCUCCAAGUACCGAACAGCUGAUGGUUCCUGCAACAACCUCGCGAACCCAAGUUGGGGCAUGGCAUCCAUUCCAAUGAGACGAUGGUUGUCCCCAGCAUAUGAUGACGGUAUCUCCUCUCCACGAGAAAAAGCCACCCAGGGGUGGAACACAAAGUUACCAAGUGCCCGCCUGGUCAGCACGACCGUCCACACCCCAUCAACAAACGCUGACCGGCACGCCUCUUACACUCACAUGCUGAUGCAGUGGGGUCAGUUCCUGGAUCACGACAUCACCAGCACACCCACUCAACAACUGUCUGGUUCGUAUGGCGGCUCUUCUAUUGGGUGUUGUCAUUCUGUUGUUCAUCGAGGAAAAAGAGCUGCUGCAUUUGUACAACCAUCUGUCAUCAACAGGCCCCAGUGCUUCCCCAUCGUCAUCCCGCAACCCGACAGACACUUCAAGUCCACCUGUAUGAACUUUGUGCGCUCGGUCCAAGUAGCAAACGCUGACUGCCAAUCAGUUCCCGUGGAACAGCUGAACCAGAUCACAGCCUACAUAGACGCUUCAAAUGUGUACGGGUCCUCACAGACGGAACAGAACAAACUACGAACAUUUGUGAACGGUCAACUCAAGAUGAAAUCUCCACACUUGCCUGCCGAUUCUCAACGUAGUUGUACCACACCAAACAGUCCAAACUACUGUUUCCUAGCAGGUGAUCAUCGAGUGAAUGAAAACCCAACUCUUCAGAGCACGCACACCAUCUUCGCAAAGGAACACAACCGAAUAGCUGCAAAACUAAAAGCCCUCAACUGUCACUGGAACGAUGAGAAACUCUUCCAGGAAUCCAGGAGGAUAGUCGGCGCGAUAGCACAGAAAAUCACGUACGGUGAAUACUUGCCUAUCAUCAUGGGUAAACAAGCCAUGAUCAAGUAUGGCUUGGCAAUAAUUGGAUCUGGGAGUACGUACGCCAACGUCUACAGCACAACGACGGACGCCAGCAUCAGGAACGCUUUCGCUACUGCGGCUUUCAGGAUGGGACACUCCAUGAUCCACAGCCACUUUGCCAGCUACAGCUCUUCAUUUAGUUAUCUCGGCCAGGACCAGCUCAGCAAGAUCUUCGGUAAGACGAAUCUCAUUCUGAACGUCAACAACAGGGAGGUUGGUCAUUACUGCAGAGGACUGGUCAAGGACAGUGUUCAGAACACAGAUCACAAACUGACACAGGAGGUUACGGACAGGUUGUUUGUCGACAGUAACGGCAACAGUCUUGACCUGGCAGCUCUCAACAUCCAGAGAGGGAGAGACCACGGGCUCCCGUCUUACACCAAGUGGAGGAAGUACUGUAACAUUCCAACAGCGACAUCCUUCUCUGAUCUCUCCCCCGCCACUCACACAACAGCUGCGGUGAACCUUCUGAAGAAAGUGUACAAACACAUCCACGACAUCGACCUGUUUCCUGGGGCUCUGUCAGAGACACCUGUUCCAGGAGGACUUCUGGGUCCCACAUUCACCUGUCUCCUGGGGAAACAGUUCCAGGCACUGAAGAAAGGAGACCGAUUCUGGUUUGAAGAAAACAACGCUUAUGUCAAAUUUACUCCGAACCAGCUGAAUGAGAUCCGGAAGGCGAGUCUGUCCAGAGUAGUUUGUGACAAUACGGACACCUUCAAGAUCCAGAAGAACGCGUUCGUCAAAGGAACUCCAGUCCCAUGCAGUUCUCUGCCUGAAAUUAACCUCAAUCACUGGAAGGAACAUAUCACGGCCACCUGGGGGGCCUGGUCGUCGUGGGGCGCAUGCAUCUUCAACAGACAGAGAAGGAAACGCUCAUGCAAGCCCUGUGGCUGCACUGGUCAGAGCUCUCAGAGUCGCCCUUGCCCUGGGUGUAACAAAAGUUGGUCCAGCUGGGGGUCCUGGGGUAGCUGUGUGUCCGGCAUUAGAACCCGCUAUCGCUACUGCCGCAACAACAUAUGGCGUGGUCGCAGACAGGCGGAGUUACAGAAGCCACUCAGUCUGGUUCCAGUUGAUGCUUCUAUCCUUCCUUAUGACCCAUGCUUUUGUCCAGGGUCCAGCAAACAAACUGGAUCCUGUGGGUGGUAUUAUCCUAUCGGUCCCGUGGAGCUGGCGAGACCUAAUAUCUAAUGUGGUCUACCGUGUAUCAUGAUAUUGAGCAGAAAAAGAUUUACAAGUUUUGCACUUUCGAUAAUACUAAGGGAAUGGAGUACUUUUUAUUUUCUGCCCAUUGUGUGUUAACAAUAUGAGACAAUUCUACAUAUUAUGUUUUGCUGAUCGACAUAUGCAACUAAACAGAACAAUGACAGUUUAUAUUACAGUAAUCAUGUAAAAUUUGUCCUUGUUAAUAUUAUUACCAUCGAACUUGAUUUUUGUAGUACUGUCAAAUGAGGAUACUAUACUAGUUGGAAGCAAUAUGCAUGGUGUAAGUCUUUGGCCUGCUCGGUGUUAUGAAUAAAAAUAUUUGACCGGA